This is a messenger RNA of Amyelois transitella, 1821 nucleotides long. Its product is annotated as luciferin 4-monooxygenase. The record is from RefSeq and is a predicted model, not a curated record. Gene Ontology annotation, biological process: fatty-acyl-CoA biosynthetic process; long-chain fatty acid metabolic process. The coding region runs from base 110 to 1738 and encodes 542 amino acids. The transcript has 11 exons. Gene Ontology annotation, molecular function: long-chain fatty acid-CoA ligase activity. NCBI's taxonomy places the organism in Eukaryota, Metazoa, Arthropoda, Insecta, Lepidoptera, Pyralidae.
UAUUUAGUCGGGCAGUCGUUUCGUGCGCGAGAACUGUUUUGGUUUUACGUACUGUAUUUUUUUUAUUUAUUUAUAAAAUUUAAUUUAUUAAACAUAAAUAACUAGAAAAAUGGUGGACAGUGAUAUUGUUGUGGCGUCCAAGUCGGAAGGAUUCCAUCUUGGACAUUUGUUUUUGUCGAUUAUGAAGAAGAGUCCAGAUGAACUCAAUCAGAUAGACGCCGCCACAGGACAGAAAGAGACGAACGCAUCGGUACUAAGUAGGUCUGUUCGCUUGGCCAAAUGCCUGCGAAGACUGGGCCUACAGCCUGGGGAUGUCGUGGCCUUGAGCGGUCCGAAUCAUAUCAAUAUACACAUUCCAUACUAUGCCGCUAUGCUUAACGGAUUACCCUUAGUUGGCGCCGAUCGUACGUUUAAAUAUGAUGAAGUUUACGAGCUUUUUAAACGGACUGCGCCAAAAAUAGCGUUUUGUCAUUAUGAAAUGUCUGAAAUUUUUGAGAGAGCCGCGAAAGCACUAAAUUUAACCACAAAAAUUGUAACUUUUGACAAAGGCAAUUGCACAAUGGAUAAGUUUCUUGAUUCCUAUAAUGAAGAUGGAUCUUUGGACGGAUUUGCACCAGCCAGUUUCGACCUGGAAAAAGUAUACUUGUGGCUGAUUGGCACAGGCGGCACCACGGGAGGGUUUAAGAUAGCAGCCUUCAAACAUCGGCCCUGGGUGGAGAAGACUGUGCAGUACUACCAAAUGGUCAGACUGCUUCAGAUGAAGCUACAAAAAGCAGUAAGCAGCAAACAACCGAGCUGGGCGGAGAACCUCUCAUUAAACCUGUCUCCGAUACACUGGGUGUCCGGCUUCUUCAACCCGAUCGCCAUGGCUAUAACCGGACAAUGCAAACUGCAGACCUCAGCCGAACAAACUGCUGAGCAUGUCAUUGAUGUCAUUAAUGAAUAUAAGCCCACCUCCGUGCUGAUGGGGCCAUCUCUGAUGACGUCAAUACUCAACCACGAGAAGCCAUGUGACUUCAGUUGCUUCACUGUAAUAACUUUGACCGGGGGACAGGUGUACAAAGAUAUACUAGUUAGAUUGAAGCAACGUGUGAGAGAAGAAACAUUGAUAUUUGUGGCUUACGCGCAAACGGAGACUUUGUGCCACUGUCUGACCCCGCUACCAUUCGGCCCUCUCGGCAACUGCGGCCAACCUAUGGCUAACGUCCAGUUGAGGCUGGUAGACCCAGAAACAGGGAAGGACAUAACAGAACCGAACACUCCAGGCGAGCUGUGGACUAAGGGACCAAGUUUCACAGAAUACUACAACUCACCAGAAGAGACUGCGCAGGCGUUCACAGAAGACGGCUGGUACAAGACCGGGGACAUCCUGUAUAGAGACGACAAUAACUACUAUUUCUUUGUCGAGAGGCUCAAGAUGCUCAUCAAGUAUAGGAAUCAACAUGUGCUACCAGUAGAACUGGAAGAAGUGAUCCGCUCGCACGCAGACGUGUUCGACGUGGGCGUAACCAGCAUCCCCUCGGAGCAAGACGGGGAGCAUCCCGUGGCUUGCGUGGUGACCCGCCCCGGCAGCCACGUCACUGCUCAGCAGAUACACACUCUAGUCGCUGACAAGCUGUCGGAGAGCAAGCAGCUGCGCGGCGGCGUGGUGUUCCUGCGGGAGCUGCCGCUCACCUCCACCGGCAAGCUGGCGCGCGCCGCGCUGCGCAAGCUCGUGCUCGAUUGUGAGAGACUAUAAAACAUAUCGGUGUUAUAAUUAUAGUUCCCAGCAAUAAUGUAAAUAUCCUCUCUAUGUUUUAAAUAAAUUUAUUUUUUAUCUUU